Messenger RNA from Bactrocera oleae (olive fruit fly), 1847 nucleotides. Its product is annotated as peroxidasin. Gene Ontology annotation, biological process: response to oxidative stress. Gene Ontology annotation, molecular function: heme binding; protein binding; phosphatidylinositol bisphosphate binding. Gene Ontology annotation, cellular component: membrane. The record is from RefSeq and is a predicted model, not a curated record. Lineage: Eukaryota; Metazoa; Arthropoda; Insecta; Diptera; Tephritidae.
AUGUUUCAACUGUUCGCGCUGAUCGUUUAUAUAUAUUCUGUUUAGGGUCUGCGACGUUUCCUUUUGGGUGUUACAAAUAUCGUGGCAAACUUAACAUACCCUGUUCAGGGUAAAAUAAUGUCUACUUGUAUAUUGUUUAUAUGACCUUCCGUCGUAUUGGGAAUGCACCCCGUCUCGCACGAAAUGAUAAUAGGUUAUGCUACAUAUGUUUCUAAAAAACUUAUUUAAAACUCAAAUAUGUUUGCCAUUUAUUUGUAAAAUAAAUCAUAGAAAAGAUUACUUGUUUGCUUUGCUGCGUAUCUGUUAUUACCAAGCAAAUUAAGUCAAAUUAUUAUAAAAGUGUAUGUGAAAACUAUGUAAGUUCACGCAUAUGGAAUACAAACAUGAUAUUAUUGACGGAUUUUAGUUGCAGAGAUACAACAAUUAUUAUAACAUAUAUACAUGUGAACUAAGGUGAAUCCAUCAGUAUAUAAAGAAUGUGAAUUUGGUAAUAUAUAUACCCGACAUAAAAACUUUUAAGUUUGUAUAUGAACUAACACUAAGAUAACUAUGUACAUAUAAUGUUCAAACAAAUUUAAAGUCAAAAAGAGACUUUAGUUUCAUUUGGAUUGCUAUUUAAACAACAGUGUUGUCCUCUUAAACCCGAAAAUAAGCGUUGGUUAUAAAUCUACCAAAAUUAUUACAUAAUAAUGUUGGAAGCCGAAACAAAGCACAAAUCCGAAGCUACCGAAUAUGAAACUUCUGAAUUUGUUGAUCCUUAUUUAUGUUCUUUAAGUCCAGCGCUGAAAUUAAUCGCAAGAGCAGAACUGCACGAAGAUGAUAAUAUACGCCACCAAGCCCUACAUCAGUUUCGUGAAUGGAUAUCGAAGCACCCGCGAAUCAAAAAGUGUCGUACAGAUUCCCUUUUCUUACUACGAUUUUUAAGAACAAAAAAGUUCUCUGUUUCGGAAGCAUGUGAAAUGCUUGAACGGUAUUUAACUAUACGUCAAUUAUUCCCACAAUGGUUUUCAAAUCUAGAUAUUUUGGAUCCAACUAUCAACGAAAUUUUCAAUAACGGGUACCUAGUACCCCUGCCACAGAGGGAUGAUAAGGGCAGACAAAUAAUACUAUCGGUGGCAAAAAAUUUUGAUCCAUAUAAAUACACUUCUGCUCAGAUGGCGCGUGUGCACUCAUUGAUAUGUGAAGGUUUAUUAGAUGAUGAACCGUCACAAGUGGCUGGCUAUGUAUAUGUUAACGAUGAAAGUGGGAUAAAUAUGGGUUUUGCAAGUCUUUGGUCUCUUUCAGAUUUAAGAAAUAUGGUUAAAUGUAUACAAAACUCUACUCCAAUGCGUCAUAAAGCAACACAUUUUGUUAAUAUACCACAUUUUGCGAACCGUAUUAUCGAAUUAGGAGUAUCAUUACUUAGCGAAAAACUAAAAAACCGUAUAACUAUACACAAAUCGGUGGAUGCAUUGAAAGAGAGAGUUAAACCUGAAAUCCUUCCAAAAGAAUAUGGGGGUAGCAUUCCUAUGGCAGAUAUUAUAAAGGACUUUAAAUUGAAACUUCUUCAAAAACGAGCUUCUAUAUUAGCCCUUGAUGAAAUGUGCAUUGAAUUAACUAAAGACUGUAACAGCCCAUCAAUAAAGAUUAUUAGCGACAUUGAUGGUGGAGUUAUAGGAAGUUUCCGAAAGCUGGAGGUUGAUUGAACAAUAGAGCCCUCAAUGAUGUUAAUUAAAGACCACAAACAUAUUUGGUAUAAUGUUUUUUUUAAAAAGUUAUAUUUUUUAUUUUAAAAAGUCGUUAUUGUAAAUACAAUACAAUCAUUGUCUUGUUGUUAUGUUAAUGUUGUGCAUAACUUGAGAAUUGCA